AACCUCUGUAUUUUCACUAUUUUGUACCUUGUCUCUCUCUCUCUCCCAUUUUGGCAUACCUUUGCUUCUUCUUUCCCUACCUAGGGUUUUCUAAUUCCAAAUCUGCUUGAUAUUUUCAUUACCAGAUUCUACUAUCAAUGUGCCUCCACCUUUCAUCUUCUUCCAGGGCUUGGAUGUUCAAUGUCAGAGAGUGUGAAAGGAGCUCACAGACUGUUCAUACUUUAAAAUAUCUCUAUCAAAGAAAGUUACAGAGUUAGUGGGCCUCUUCUUCAGAUCUUUGAAGGUUCUUUCAUCUGAAGUUUCUGGCAAAUGGAUUAGUAUAAACUUUAAGUUCAUUAAAACCUUUUUGUUGAACUGUUUCUGCACAAAUUUGGAGAGUUAACAGCCAAAUAUAUGGGGUCACAUUCUCGCAUUUGUGAGAUUGUUGAAGCAAGGGAAGAGCUGGAUUCGGCAAAAAAUUCAAAAAGAACUUACCAAUCUCAUUCUGGAUUAAGUCUGGGUGGCAGUGAUAGAGAUCCACCUGUGCUUAAACUGGGAUACAGAGAUUCUUUAGAAGAUGAUAUCAAUCAACUUUUUGAGGCUAUCAGUCUUAAGAACUCAUCUAAGGGUCUCAGUUUUUCAAGUCAAGCAGGCCCAAGCUCAAGUCCUUUAAGGAAAAAUGCCAUGAAAAGGCCAAUAACAGUAGGUGUGCCUCAUUCGCCAAGAAUUGGGAAUGCUGAUACUGUGUCUCUGAAGCAAGCACUAAGGGAUCUUUGCAUUUCUAAAGCAUCAGAAAUGGCUGCUAUGAAACGAUUGUCAAAGUCAAGUGCCUCGCCAAGUCUCUCAGAAGCUGGAAGGAUAAAGAGUUUGUAUAAUUCAGUUGUAGUUGAGACUAGUAGAUCUGGGCUUCCCAUUGAUGAAAGCAAAAGGACUCUGGUUGAGAUAUCUCUAGUGCCAGAAGAAAGCAAAUCAAAUUAUUUUGAGAAGACAUCUCAACAACCUCAGGUGCCUAAGAUAAAGUCAUCAAACCAGAGUGCUCGUUCUUCUUCUCAGUCCCAAGUACUGAAAUCUCCCCAGCAAAGUGCUCAUUCUUCUCCUCGACUUGUUUUUCCAACAAGACAAAGUGGCCCUGAGACUCUAUCGAUGGAUGAUGAGAUUUCUUCUUCAUCCAGAAAAGUUGGAAUGCAAGCUUUAAAGUCACCUGACCAAAGUGCUCUCUCUUCUCCUAGAUUUGCUGUACCUAAAAAGCAAAGUGGUACUGAGGCCACCUUGAUUAAAAACGAGGUUGGUUCUGCAACAAGAAAAGGUGGAAGUCAAGCAAUAAAGUCACCUUCCCAAAGUGCACAUUCUUCUCCCAGAUUUUCUGUUCCAUUGAUGCAAAAUGGUACUGGGAACACGUCUGUGCAGAAUGAUAUCAAUUCUGCAUCAACACAAGUUGGAACUCAAGCAUUGAAGCCAGAAAUGGUACUGAAAGAGAAAUGUGUGCCUGCAACUUCCUUAUCAUGUUCUGAUUCUGUUGACAAUACACAUGAUGAAGAUUUAAGUGUUGCCACUUCAACAAAGGUAACAAGAAAAGCAUCAGCACCUAGAUCAGGUCGAAAAGGCAAGUUAUACUCUCAUCCUUCAAAUAGUGGAAACAGAGUAAGCAAGCUCACAAGAAAUACUCCACGUUUAGCAAAAACGAUUGUGAUGAACAAGAGUUCUGUUAAGAAGAAAAUAAAGCAGGGUGUAGCUACCGCUGCCCGCAUUACUAAUGAAGGCAUUAACAGCUUGUCUCCUAAUACCAGUCCGUUGGUUUGCCAUAAAUGUCAAUGUGCUUUAAGAAAUGUGACUGAAGAUUCAAAGCAAGAUUGUGCAGUCUCCUUCUCUGCCAGUUUUAGUGCUGAGGUUAGCUCAAGCAAUGUAGAAGAUGGUUCUAGUAAACCAGACAUCAGUUCAAGCAAUUGCAGUGGAAGCAGAUCUGUUGUAAAAGCAAAAAAGAAUUCAAAAUCAAGAGAAAAGGGAGAAUUCUCGCAAAGCUCAAAGAGUAGCCUUGGUGAGUAUAGUACUAGUACAAGCAACAGCGACGAGAGCAACACAAGCAGGCCUAGUUGUUGCAACAGACCCCACAUGUCAAAGGAUGUCAGAUGGGAAGCUAUUCGUCAUGUUAAGAUGCAAGAUAAAGUCUUGGAUUUGAGGCACUUCAACAUCUUAAAGAAGCUCGGUUGUGGAGAUAUAGGGACUGUGUAUCUUGCUGAGCUACUUGGUUCAAACUGCCUUUUUGCAAUAAAGGUCAUGGACAAUGAAUUUUUGGCAAGAAAGAAGAAGAUGCCAAGAGCUCAAACUGAGAGAGAGAUAUUGAGAAUGUUAGACCAUCCUUUUCUACCCACACUGUAUGCUCAAUUUACAUCAGAUAAUUUGUCAUGUUUAGUUAUGGAGUACUGUCCAGGUGGAGAUCUACAUGUCCUUAGGCAGAAGCAGCCUGGUGGGAGUUUCCAUGAACCAGCAGCCAGGUUUUAUGUUGCUGAAGUUCUCCUUGCCCUAGAGUACUUGCACAUGCUUGGAGUUAUCUACCGUGAUCUGAAACCGGAGAACAUCCUUGUUCGAGAAGAUGGCCACAUUAUGCUAACAGACUUUGAUCUCUCACUAAGAUGCAGUGUAAGUCCAACCCUUCUGAAAUCACCUGAUGGCGAUCCUGUAAAGGUUUCUGGCCCAUGCACUGAAUCUAGUUGUAUGGAACCUUUCUGCAUUGAGCCGUCAUGUCAAGUUCCCUGCUUCAGUCCUAGGUUUUUACCUGCUACGGCAAAAACAAGGAAGUUAAAAGCUGAAAUGGCAACCCAUUUGAGGUCAUUGCCACAGCUUGUGGCGGAGCCUACUGAUGCACGUUCAAAUUCCUUUGUUGGGACCCAUGAAUACCUGGCCCCUGAAAUUAUCAAAGGAAAGGGUCAUGGAGCAGCAGUUGAUUGGUGGACCUUUGGUAUAUUUCUUUAUGAGCUUUUAUAUGGUAGAACACCGUUCAAAGGUUCUUGCAAUGAAGAAACAUUAGAAAAUGUAGUGUCGAUGAGCCUGAAGUUCCCUGAUAGUCCACUUGUUAGUUUUCAGUCAAGGGAUCUUAUAUGGGGAUUGCUGGCAAAGGAUCCUGAGAAUCGGUUAGGAACAGAGAAAGGUGCUGCUGAGAUCAAGCAACACCCUUUCUUUGAGGGCUUAAAUUGGGCAUUGAUAAGAUGUGCAAUUCCACCGGAGCUACCAGAAUAUUAUGAUUAUGGAUUUUCAUAUCCGUCCUCCAAUGAAAAUAGCAGCAAGUAUUUGGAGUAUAAAGCUACUGGUGAGCACCUUGAAUUUGAGUUGUUCUAAAUGUGGUUUUUCUCCUUCACUGUUGUAACUAUAAUGGAGCUUACCAUGUAAAUUUGAUUGAGAAUAUUGUGGUAUAGCAGUUAUUUGUGGCAUGAAAGUCACUUGGCGGCUGAGCAAUUGAGUCAUGGCUUAAGGGAGGCAAUGAUGGACCAUUUGUCCAAUUUCAUGAGCCCUCUUAAGACCAGAUUUUGUAACAUCAAAUUAUUCAUUUAGCUUGUACAUGUCCUUCCUUCAAGUUUUCUUCUGUUAGUUUCGUCUUCGGCCAUGGCUCCAUAAAAAAGCUGAUCCUUUCCUUUUCCAUUUUCUGCUUCCUAGUAAAUAUAUGAGCCAGAUCUUUUCAUC
Molecule: messenger RNA, 3654 nt
Organism: Jatropha curcas
Lineage: Eukaryota; Viridiplantae; Streptophyta; Magnoliopsida; Malpighiales; Euphorbiaceae
Product: Protein kinase superfamily protein
Biological process (GO): protein phosphorylation
Molecular function (GO): protein kinase activity; ATP binding
Source: RefSeq, a predicted model, not a curated record